Messenger RNA from Drosophila miranda, 3867 nucleotides. RefSeq lists its product as uncharacterized. The record is from RefSeq and is a predicted model, not a curated record. NCBI's taxonomy places the organism in Eukaryota, Metazoa, Arthropoda, Insecta, Diptera, Drosophilidae. The transcript has 8 exons. The coding region runs from base 1280 to 3013 and encodes 577 amino acids.
UGCUGCUGCUGGGACUCCGGCUAGGGCCGACAGCUUCCUGCCGCUGAUGCUUCAGUUACGUUGAUAAUGUCAAAUCGCUUGGUUCGCUGUGCUGCUGCCUGCGCUGCCGUUGCUGACACCGCUCACGAGGACUACGACCACGACCAGUGCCAGGAGAAGGUCCAGGACGACUAUUACUACGACAACAACGGUAGAGACACGGGCUUGGGCCACGAGGACGAUGGCGACGACGGCCAACGAGUAAAUAAAUUAAGCGACGAGCAACAGCAAAGUAAAUAAUACGAGCAGCAGAAAACAAAGCAAACCAAAUGAAUUAGCAAUACACAAAAAGUUGGCUAUCUAAAUACGAAAAGCAAACACACAGCACACUUGCAACUGCAACUCCAACUGCCGGCUAAAACGUAAAAUGUAAAACGUAAAAAGUGUCAGAAUUUGUGAAAAUUAAUAUUUCACCAGAGAUUUGAGUGCUUGAGUGCAAACAAACAAAACAAACCGAAAAAUACCGAACAAAAACACAGAACAAACCAAACAGCAAACACAUAACAGAGAACAGAGAACACAGAAGCUGAAGCCGAAGCCGAAACAGGACAAACUUUUCGGUUUACAAAAGUUUUAUUUUACACACUUUUUUCACCCAGUUCCCGUGCUCGCGUAAAAUUAUGAAAAAUAUGUGAAAAAUGUGCAGAAUCCACAAAAUACUCGUACAAGAAGAGCAGCAACAAAGGCGACACAAACAGCAACAACAAGAACAUUAGCUGGGAGCCCGCCCCUGACAUAGGUCAAGCCACUCCGAGCCGGAGAGGCACGAGGCAUUUUUUCUGGUCUGUCCCGGAAUCCCCUGACGUUUCUUUUCCACUCUGUGCGCGCCAGUGCCAGUGCCGGUGUUCGUGACUGUGUGCGGGAGAAGUAGUGCGGGAGUCCCUGUAACGUGCUAAAAUUAGCUAAUUUAUUGCUCAGACUACAACAAUCACAGCAAUCACAACCAACCCAACAACAAGAAACCAACAGAAACAGAAACAACAAACGCUUGGCAGUCAUAACAUUUGCCGUGGCUGCUGGUGCAGGCCCCAAAGCUCCACUCCAGGACGCUGAGUAGCCAGACUGGACGUCACUGAAGGAGGCAGAUAGAAACCAAAUACAAUUGACAUUUAUUGGCCAAUAUAUAUUUAUAAGGCCCGAACGGAAGUGGCCGAAAACCCCGAAAGGAGCGAGAGAAUAGCCACACAGACUGGAGACUGGCUAUAAGAGAGGAGCAAAGAUACGAAAAAUAUAUAUUUCAAUGCUGUCGAAGCUGCAUAAAAACUGUCCAACGACAGGCCAAGGGGCAGCUCCUCCUCCACGCCACAUGCAAAUGUCCGCAAGGAGAGCAGCAGCGAGUGGGAAGCGGACGGCCACGAUGCCGUCGCACCGACAACAAACUGGGCGGGGCUGCAUCUGCUGGCUGGCCGUGAUCGGACUUCUCGUGCUGGUUCCUGAUUUUAUUGCGGCACUCAAGGAUGUCUCCGUAAUGAUACCACAGGCAGUGAAACGUGGCAGUAAUGCCUUGUUCACGUGUAAUUAUGAUAUGGAAAACGAUACUCUAUAUUCGGUGAAAUGGUAUAAGGGUAAGCGUGAGUUUUAUCGCUACACGCCCAAGGAGAAUCCGGCCAUGAAGGUCUUCGCCAUGACAAGUGGUCUCAAUGUUGAGCGCAACCUUUCGAAUCAAAGUCAUGUCGUGCUGCAGUCGGUGCCGUUGAAUAUUUCGGGCAAAUUUACAUGCGAAAUAUCCGUUGAGGCGCCCACAUUCCAAACCGCCAUGGUGUCCGGCGAAAUGGAGGUGGUUGAGCUACCGGAAGAGCACACCGUGGUCACCGGGAUACAGGCGCGCUAUCGCAUUGGCGAUUUGGUCGAUGGCAAUUGCUCAAUUAAAUACUCGAAACCGGCUGCUAAUUUGACAUGGACUAUUAAUGGUAUUGUGGUGCCACCGCAUCACAUCAAGACGUAUCAGAUUGAGAAACAGGAGAAUACCACACUGGAAUCGGUUACAAGUGCCAUACAUUUCAUGGUCACCACUCAGCACUUUCUCAAGGGCCAGAUGAGGCUCAAGUGCACGGCCAAUAUCUUUGACAUCUUCAAGGAGGAAAUGGAGAGCGUUAUUGAGGAGGACAGACCCAGGAUAAUGGCCUCCGGCAGGUCGUACGAUAUCAACAACUAUCCGCUCGAUGAGCAUACGAAUGGCGAGAGAGGCUUCGAGGAUCACAAUGAAUCAUAUUUGACAUACUAUUCGGCGGAUAAUAGUGCAUCAGGCGCAUCGACAGCUGCACAUGAAAUCUUUUGGCACGUCUGGCCAUCGAAGCUCGGGGCAGCACUUCGGAUCAGACUCCACAUCAACAGGCAGCUGGUGGGGGCGUGGCCGUGGGACGCACUCGGUGCCUGGAUUACGCAAGCAGCGGAACCAGGAGCAGCUACAGCUCUUUUGUGUCUGCUAGGGCUGCUGGCCCAUCAAAUUAUCAACUGUCAAUACACAAAGAAAUCGACAGCGACAGCAACAGCGACAGGAACAGCGAUGGGGCAGCAGCAGCAGCAACCGUUGCCAGUCGAAGCGGGGGCUGUGACAAUGUCAAAGGCGGCCAAAUCCGCAGCUAGAGCGAGCGUCAAAUGCUUUUAUAAUUGUCAAAUGGCAAUGGCAAUGGCAACAUACAAUCCCCUUCCCCACAUGAAAAUCCAGGAGGAAAAGGAUGAUGUGAAUGGAACUGGGACUGAGACUGGGACCGUGGAGGGAGACGAUGAUGAUGCGAAUGUUGCAAGUGUGGCAAAUGCCGGCGAUGAUUUAACUGCAACUGCAGCGGGAAUGGCAAAGGCUAAGGGCAAAGAAAGGGGAGCUGCAACAGUGCCAUCUGGAGUUGCCGUUAAGCGACUGUCAGCGACACUUGUGGGCGUGGCACGGCCCUGGCUGGAUCAACGAUUAUUGAUGACUCGACGACGGAAGAUGUGGAAGCCUGUUCUGGGGGACUCCGACUGCCUCUCGUGCUGAUGCCGAAUUGAUGAUGAAAUCCAUUUCCAAAAGUAGCUUAAGGUGUUUGCCCACUUGUGCUACAGUGAAGCCUCUCUCUCCUCUUCUCCCUGUCUUCCUAUCCCCACCCUACCAUCAUUUUCAUGCCCGGCAAAGUGAAAAGUUGGAGGAAAUAAUUAAUAUAUAUGAAUAUUAAUUGGAAUCGCCAGCUGGAUGGCUGGAUGCCUGGGACGCUGUAGUUCGUAGGUGUUAUGCAUAAGGUCAGGGCCGAAGAAGGAGCGAGAAUAAUUAAGUAUAGCCAGAAAGGGAAGACCUUCGAGGAAUCAUUGAAUAAUAACAGGAAAUAUAGUCUUAUACGAGUAUGUAUUAUUGUAAGAUGAUGAAAAGGUAUAUGAAAUAUGCAUAUAACUAGAGGAUAAAAUCGGUAAAAUAGUCUAAACAUCGACCCUGGCACAACCCUACAGUUUGAGAGAAAUGCGUGUGUGAAUUAGUAUUUUGUUGUUGCUGAAAUUCAAUUCAGAAAAAAAAACACUAUGGUAACAGUCCCUUCAAUUAUUGUUAUUAUGUUACUAUUCGUGAAAGGCUGUUGCCAACUUUAAUAUGAUUUGUUUGGAAGUAAUAUGUAGGAUUGCUUACGAAUGAUGACACCCUUUCAUAGAUUUAUAUAUUUUAAAAAUUGCAGUGAUUCAAAUGUACAUAUUCUACUCCGUUUGAGAUUCAGUGUAUUGAGAAUUCAGCUGCACUCUUAUAAGCAAAUACAGCUUGCAAAAAAGCUUUUAAAGCUUGAGUUCCAAAGGGAGACAGAGCAAAAAUAGUCAAACCAACAACAACCAAACAAAAUAAAAACCUUGCUAAUCGAAGCAACAUCAACAACA